Molecule: messenger RNA, 908 nt
Organism: Gavialis gangeticus (Gharial)
Lineage: Eukaryota; Metazoa; Chordata; Crocodylia; Gavialidae
Gene: CBY3
Product: chibby family member 3
Exons: 2
Coding region: 174-806 (210 amino acids)
Source: RefSeq, a predicted model, not a curated record
CCCGUACCCCACCCGGGGUAACCUGUGCAUGCCAGAGUGCAUGAAGCACUGGCAUUCCCCGGGUACAAGCAGCAGAGGCACAAAGCGUGUGUGCCACUGCUACUUGUCCCUGGAGAAACACACAUUCAUGCUCAUCUGGAUGUGGCCCAGGAUUCUAGAGAAUAGAGGGGCCCAUGGACAAGCUGGGACAACUUCCGACUCCUGUCUUUCCUAGGGUAGAAGAAGGAUGCACAUCCUUCAACCCUGCCUGUCUGGCUCUCUCCCUCACUGCAGACCUGCAGAAUAUCUACUGCUGGCUCCAUAAGAAAGCUCUCCUUGCCAUGGACGCCAUUGCCAACAUAGUACAGGAGCUGCAUGAGUAUUGGGAAACCCAUUUAUCUCGGAGAUUUCUGCCCAGGAGGCCCCCACUUCGCCAAAUUACUUCCUUGUCCAGUUUCUACCUGCUGGACCACAGGACCCGGCAGAUGGAACUAGGUUUGGAUUAUGGCCUGCCACAGGCUCAGCUGAGCAAUGUGAAGUUUGUCUUCCAGGAUGGCAAAUGGCAGAGUGAAGGCAGCCCUACCCAUCAGCUUCCAUUUCGGCAAUUAUUCCCCUCCUCUGGCCAAGAGCAGUCCAACAAGGUCCUCAAGAAGGAGAACAAGACCCUUCUGGAGGAGAACAAUUACCUGAAGUUGCAGCUUGAGUUGUUAAUGGACAUGCUGACAGAGACCACGGCUCAACUACACACUGUGGAGAAAAAGCUGGAUGCCUCUGCCUGGCAGGCAAAGAUGAAGAAACCGGACAAGGUGCUGAUGCUUAAGUACUAGUGGGAAUCUUUGGUGCAAGACCUGGGAGUCUGCACUUGCUGAAAUAGAUGCAUAUCUGCCUUCUUGCUUCCAGAAGCUUAAUAAAGCCCUGAAUCAGAUCAA